This is a messenger RNA of Telopea speciosissima, 1024 nucleotides long. RefSeq names its product probable ribose-5-phosphate isomerase 2. Bases 97 to 918 code for a protein of 273 amino acids. Gene Ontology annotation, biological process: pentose-phosphate shunt, non-oxidative branch. Lineage: Eukaryota; Viridiplantae; Streptophyta; Magnoliopsida; Proteales; Proteaceae. The transcript has 2 exons. The record is from RefSeq and is a predicted model, not a curated record. Gene Ontology annotation, molecular function: ribose-5-phosphate isomerase activity.
GUCCUCAUCUAUAAAUUAUCUGCGACACCUAUCUCUCUCCGUGCGUUUCAUCUCCCUCUUUAAAGCUUGGUUUGUCUACACAUUCCCUAUUUACUCAUGGCGAUCGCUUAUCCGCGUUUCGUAUGCACCGAGAAAUCUACCAUUGAGGAAGCUAUCAUGACUCCCUCCUCAUCGUCUUCGGUUCCUUCUCCCCCUCCACCACCUGUGUUUCUGACACAGGAAGAGUUGAAGCAAAUCGCUGCCUACAAAGCUGUUGAGUUUGUUGAGUCAGGGAUGGUUUUGGGGCUCGGUACCGGCUCGACGGCCAAGUAUGCUGUCCAGAGGAUAGGCGAGCUUCUGCACCAGGGGAAGCUCAAGAACAUCAUCGGGUUACCCACUUCGAAGAUAACCCAGGAACAAGCAUUGUCUUUGGGAAUUCCUCUUUCGGAUCUUGGUGAGCACCCGGUCGUUGAUCUUGCAAUCGACGGUGCCGAUGAGGUUGAUCCUUAUCUCAAUCUCGUUAAGGGCCGAGGUGGGUCCCUUCUCAGGGAGAAAAUGAUCGAAGGGGCGUGCAGGAAGUUUGUAGUUGUUGUCGACGAAUCGAAGCUGGUCCCUUAUUUGGGCGGUAGUCGCCUCGCCAUGCCGGUGGAGAUUGUCCCGUUCUGCUGGAAGUUCACGACUGAGCGGUUGCAGAGGUUGUUUGAAGACUCUGGUUGUGUUGCAAAGCUCAGAACUUGCAAGGACAAUGAUGAGCCGUUCAUGACUGAUAAUGCGAAUUAUAUUGUGGACUUGUAUUUUGAGAAGGAUAUUGGGGAUCUAAAUGCUGCUAGUGAUUCGAUUUUGCGAUUUCCGGGCGUUGUUGAGCAUGGAAUGUUUCUCAACAUGGCCACCACUGUCAUUGUUGCUGGCGAGCUUGGAGUCACAGUGAAGAACAAGUAGGCUUGGAAGAUGAUUAUUCUCAAUGUAGUUUUACUGAUCAUGCUUUAGGCAGUGGCUAACCUAUAUAUUGUUGGCAAAUUGAUCAUUUUUGCUUGUUGUUGGUCCU